This is a messenger RNA of Mesorhabditis spiculigera, 402 nucleotides long. NCBI's taxonomy places the organism in Eukaryota, Metazoa, Nematoda, Chromadorea, Rhabditida, Rhabditidae. The record is from the annotation of a GenBank genome assembly.
AUGCAAAAAGCCAUCCGCCUGGUCGUUCUCCUCGGCUUCGCAUCGCAGGUGAUGGCACAAACCUGCCCUACACUUCCCGAUCCAUCACUCACCGUCGGCACUGGAACUGCGCCUGCGGCUUGCGCGACUGACGAGACUUGCUACCAGGACGCUGGUGCCGUCGACACAUGUUACCUAAACUGGAUUACUACCACGACAACAGCCCGAACCCCAUCGCAGGAUUGUGUCCGUGCCUUCUGGCCGAUGACUCCCGCUUCUAUAAUCGCCGAAGAAUCAACCGGUGCUUGCCCUGAAAACACGCAUUGUGAGGAGGGCAGAACCACGGCUGGGCAGCAUGGACGUUUCUGCAUCGCCGACGGAUAUGUCGACCCGAACCGCCUGACCGUGCCGUGGUACUUCGUC